Molecule: messenger RNA, 5400 nt
Organism: Panthera uncia (snow leopard)
Lineage: Eukaryota; Metazoa; Chordata; Mammalia; Carnivora; Felidae
Product: olfactory receptor 4K2-like
Exons: 1
Coding region: 950-1990 (346 amino acids)
Biological process (GO): G protein-coupled receptor signaling pathway
Cellular component (GO): membrane
Molecular function (GO): G protein-coupled receptor activity; olfactory receptor activity
Source: RefSeq, a predicted model, not a curated record
UAUUUGCAGAACUUGAAAUGUGCUGCAAAUUACAAACUCAAUUUUGAAGAAUGAGUCUGAGUCCUUAAUGUGUCUUUCCCACCCUCCCCCAAGUGGCUCCUGUGUCACCUUGAGAUACCACCAUCUAAGUGGAUUUUUAAAUUUGUUUUGUUUUGAGCAUUAUGGUACUCAAGGAUGUCCAACACUUAUCUUGUGUAUCUCCUUGUCCAGUUGUAGAAUAUAUUUUUUUCUAGUCUAAAAAAAUAGUUUUGUUGGAGUAGCAUGAGAAGGAGGGAUAUUCUCUCUCUUUCAAAUGUUUCUAUGGGAUCAUAAAAUAAAAUUGAGAAAAACUCAUAGGUACACCUUUUGGUUAUCAAUAGUUUAAUGGGGUCAAGAAAGUAACUUAUUAUUUAUAUGUUUAAGUAUUAAGAAUAGUACUUAUCAAUAGUGAGAAAACAAUUUGAAAAUUUGCAAGUAAAGUAAGGGUGGAACUGGAUUUUUUCUGUAGCUGAGAAAACAGAAGGUCACUAGUUAUUACCCUGAUAGGAGACACUAAAUGGGUCUUCUGAAAUUAUUAUGUUAAACUGUUGUUAAAUCCAGUGCUCAACAAUAAUGGAUUUGACAUCAUCAUAUUUUUAUUGUUAUUGUUUAACAGAAAGCUUGGAGAUUUCAACCAUCAUUUAAUUUUUUAUAUACCUGAAUAAUAAGUAGAGCACACUUAGUGUAAUUCUUCCUCUAUAAAUAUGGAUUAUAUAACUACUUAGUAUCCAGAAUAUUAGUGUGUGGUUAUGUGAUGAAUAUAACCCAAAAUGUGCUGAUGUUGGUCAAAAUCAAGAAGUUGUCCAUUUGAAGUGAUAUCUGAUAGCAAUUGUUAAAUUUGUGCCAAAAGGAAAAAUCUUUACUGAGAUAGUUGUUAGUUGGCUUUUAGGUAAUCAGUUUUCUUGUGAAUUAUUGAUACCAUAAUUCCUUCAUGUGUAAUUGUAGAAGUGUCACAUUUUCUAGCUCUGUAAUUUUGUCCUAUUUUGUCAUUCCAGAGCAGAGUCUGCAGAUCAUGGAGGGAUUCAACCAUUCUGGAGUAUCUGAAUUUGUAUUACUUGGACUUACUGAUUCUCCUGAGCUCCAGAUUUUUUUCUUUGUGAUGUUUUCUGUUUUCUAUUUACUAACUAUGUCGGGCAACUGCUUGAUUUUGCUCACAGUCCUAUGCACCCCACACCUUCACUCCCCCAUGUAUUUCCUCCUCAGCAACCUGUCUCUCAUUGACAUGUGCUUGUCCUCCUUUGCCACUCCAAAGAUGAUCAUGGACUUCUUUGCUGAGCAUAAGACCAUCUCCUUUGAGGGCUGCAUUUCUCAGAUCUUCUUUUUGCACCUUUUCACUGGGACUGAGAUUGUGCUGCUGAUCUCCAUGUCUUUUGACAGGUACAUUGCCAUAUGCAAACCUCUCCAUUAUUCAACAAUUAUGAGCCAAAGAGUGUGUGUUGGGCUUGUGGUAACUUCUUGGACAGUGGGCUUCCUGCAUACCUUGAGCCAGUUAGCUUUUACUCUCUAUUUACCCUUCUGUGGUCCCAAUGUUGUAGAUAGUUUCUUCUGUGACCUUCCUUUGGUCAUCCAGCUGGCUUGUGUAGAUAUCUAUGUUCUUGGAAUCUUCAUGAUCUCAACUAGUGGUGUGAUUGCUCUUGUAAGUUUUCUGCUUUUGCUCACCUCCUACGUCAUUGUUCUUGUCACUAUCAAGGACCACUCCUCCACAGGAUCAUCUAAGGUUUUUUCUACCUGCACUGCACAUUUCCUAGUUGUGUUAAUGUUCUUUGGGCCCUGCAUCUUCAUCUAUGUGUGGCCUUUCACCAACUUCCUGGUGGACAAAGUUCUGUCUGUUUUCUAUACCAUCUUUACUCCCUUUCUGAAUCCACUUAUCUAUACUUUGAGAAACCAGGAAAUGAAGACGGCUGUGAAGAAGAAACUAAGUAACCAAUACCUAAAUCUUGGGAAAACUUCUCCAAGAUAUCCAGUGCAAUGAAUCUCCUGAGAUUUAUAUCAUCAGUUUAUUUUUAUAGCAAUAUUUAGUAUCUUCAUUUCAAGUCUUUUAGUUUAAAUUCACAAAAAGAAGAAGCCAGGGUUGAGAGAUGUGAAAUAAUCUUGUCUAAAAAUUACUGAGAUGUUUGUGAGCCUUUUGAGGUUACAGACACGUUUGAAAAUCUGCUGAAAUCUAUAGGUUAUUUUCACAGAAAACUGCACAUAUAAUCAAAACAUAAAUUCAGGGCUUCAUAUACCCAUGAAUCCUAUCAACAUACCUCAGCAACUUAGAGAAGCCUGAGAUAAAAUACUGUUCUCUUGUCUUCUACCCCAGAACAUUCCUACUCAGUUGCACAGCCUUGUGGUACUUUGAUGGUGUCCACUUGCAGAACUUUCUUUAAAAGUGUUUAUUUUUCAUUAGAAAUAUUUUUAUGGGAAAAUUCAAAUGGUGAAGAGAUUCUUCUGAGUCAACUUUGAAGAAAAGAGAACAGUUUGGAGGAUCUGAGAUUUAACAAUCUGGUUUCUUAAGAGGUGUAUAGAUCAUUACCACACUUGAUAAUUGAUAUAGCAAAUAAUUAUUUAAACAGCCAUUUGUGAAGUUUAAACCAUAGAAAGUAAACAACUAAAAUAUGAUUCUCUCCUAAAACCUGGCUGAAUGUCAGAGAUAUGAUGCAUUCAUUUACUCUCAAGACUAAAUGCUUGAAAAAUUAACUACUUAAUUCAUGACAAGUUUGUCAUUUCCAAAGUAAAACAUUACAAAACUUUAUUAGUCUUAGUAUGAGUUUUGUCUCUCAUUCUCAACAUAACGUAGCCUAGAGGAAGAAAAGAUGAAACUAAUUUAAAAAAAUACAUAGAACAAUUCUUCCUAAUCUGGCUUAUUAGUGAUUGUGUUAAACAUACUUUUUAUUCCAAGACAUUUUUUGAAAAUCAGCUAGCCAAACCAUUUCCCUAACAGUGGAAGAACCUAAGAUACAGAAAAUUCUUAGAGCUGGUUCAAGACUGAAUUACUGUAAUGGUUAAAAGUCAUUGCUCUAAAUAUACCUAGAUCCCAGAUUUAAUUUUGGAUCUGUCAUUUCCUAGUUGUGUUAUCCUGGGAGUUUCACUUCAUCUCUCUACCCUGUUUAAUCUCUAAUAUGAAGAUGAUAAAAAUUGUUGUGACCAUUUUAUGGAAAGUGGACACAACAGACUCCAAAAAUGUCAUUUUCUUUUCCCUUCCCAACUACACAGACUCUUACCCAAAAUUCAUUUUAUUUUUAAGUAGUAUACCUUUAAAGAAUAACCACAUUCAGGUGAAACCAGUAGCUCACAAAAUUUGACAUUCUAGUUUUAGGACGUCUCUUUGCAGCUUCUUAAGACAUAUGGCAGAAAAACAAAUAGAACACUUUCCAGUUUUCCAUUGUUAACAUGGAGGGUGGUUGUAGAAAUUAGAAUGCCAGAUACUUUGUGUUUUUUAUGAAUAACAAUGUACUGAUAGGCUGCAUCUCUUUGAAUUGACCGAAGUUUACGAAAAUAAUUUAGGAAAUGAUCUGUUAUGAUGACAUUCAUGGUAUUAAUAGUUUCUUACAUUUAUUCUGGACUUUUAAGGUUUCAACAUGAUUCAACACAAUCUUCAAGAUAAAUAUUUAAUAUCUGAAGUUAAAUAAUGUGGCAGAGGUUUAUGAAGAAAUGUAGUAUUGGAGCUAGGUAUAAAAACCACAUUCUAGUUUAAAAUACUAGUUAAUUUUUAGCCAAAUCAUAAACUCUUUAUUCUUGCCAUAAAGUCAGUCAAAUGAGAAAAAGUAAAAAUGUCCUUUUGUCUCAUCUCCAUUCUUUAGCAAAAAUUAUCAUCUUUGUUUUAAAAUAUAAACCCUGCUUCUGGGGUGCCUUGAUGGCUUGGUCAGCUAAGUGUCUGACUCCUGAUUUCAGCUCAGGUCAUGAUCUCAUGGUUUGUGGGAUCAAGCCCCAUGUCGGGCUCUGUGCUGACACCAUGGAGCCUGCCUGGGAUUCUCUUCCUCUCUCUCUGCCCCUUCCCCACUUGCUCACUCGCUCUCUCUCAAAAAUAAAUAAACAAAUAAACAUAUAAAAUAAAAUAUAAACCCUGCUUCUGAAAUAGCAAUCUUUAGUUCAAUGACUAUUUAUUGAGCACCCAUUCUGUUUAAGGUCCUUUCUGGGUGCUGAUGAUACUACAUUAAUGUACAAGAUCUAUUUCUCUGUUUUUGAGGGACAUAUGUUUAGCAAUUAGAUGGGACCAGUCUUGAAUUCCAAUUGCAUCGCUUUCUUGUUGUACAACUUUGAGCAAGUAUUCCUAACGUUUCUAAGACUUUGUUUUCUCACCUAUAAAAUGUGGAUCUAGUAUAUAACCACUAGGAAUGUUGUGAAAAUUGAAAAGACAUGUAACACAAUUAGCAGUGCUUGGCAUUCAUUAAACGUUUAACCAAUACUAACUAAUAAAUAUUACUUAGUGCCAUUGUGUUAGAUAUGCACAAAUGACAGGGUAAAUGGAAUGGAAAUAGAUGUGCUUACCUGAACUUAAAGGGCAUGGUUUUAAGACUGUUUAGGAUGUGUCAAUUUACCUAAUAUUAACUAAUGUUAAACUAUUGGAUUUGUGCCAAUUAUUAAUCUUUGGUGCAUUUAUGUAGUUAAUGUUGUCCUUUGUAUGUUUGUGUUUUGCAAAGGAAGUAUUAUAUUUUAGAAGUUUCUUAUUCAUUUUAAGUUUAAAUAUAUUCCAAGAUUGCAUAGGAGGGAAAAAACAAUGCACAAUGUUCUACAGGUCAGUGUCCUGUUUCACGACAAUGUUUUUAAAUAAAGUUUUUAUGAUUGAAAAGUGAUAAAUAUUAUUCAUGUAUUUUGUCUGUCUUUAUGUUUUACCCAUUCAAAAGAUAGGGAAAUGCUUUAAAUUCUUAACUGUGAGGGGCAGCUGGGUGGCUCAGUCAGUUAAAUGUCUGACUCUUGAUUUUGGCUCAGGUCAUGAUUUCGCAAUUAAUGAGAUCAAGCCCCAAGUUGGGCUCUGCACUAGCAGCAUGGAGCCUGCUUGUGUUUCUCUGUCUCCCUCUCCCUCUACCCUCCCCCAUGCUUGCUCUCUCUUAAAAUAAACAAACAUUAAAAAAAAUAUUAACUGGGAAAUGAAUGGUGACAUUUACCUAUUCACUCUAUAUUCAGCUUAUUAAUAAAGAAGUUACUGGGGAACCUGAGUGGCUCAUUCGGUUAAGCAGCUGACUUCAGCUCAGGUCAUGAUCUCACGGUUUGUGGGUUCGAGCCCUGCUUUGGGCUCUGUGCUGACAGCUCAGAGCCUGGAGCCUGAUUCCAAUUCUGUGUCUCCCUCUCUGUCUGCCCCUCCCCCACUCACACUCUGUCUCUCUCUCCUUCAAAAAUAAAUAAACAUUAUAAAAAAUUUUAAAAAAAUAAAGAAGUUACCACUAUAGGCAGAAAGAUCUU